UACUUUUCUCUCUUCCACUUCUCUUCGCCCCUCUCUCGUAACCUCUCAUUUCUCAAGAACAAAACAUAAUUUUUUUCCCUGAAAACAAAAGAAAAACAACUUUGGAAAUUCAAAUCGGUACGAGAAGAAACCCUGUUGUGUUGUUCUUCAUGUGUUAAAAUGCAGCGGAGAACGGUGACGAUUAAGUGGGAUCAGUUAGAUGACUUCAUUGAUGAAGACGAUGAAUUCUUUGAAAGCACGAAUCGUCUCUCGGCGGUUGUCCCUCUUGACAUGCCUUUAUCAGAAUUCGAUUAUGAUGAAAACGACCAAGAUUUUGAUGGUAGUAACGUUUCUUUCAACAAACUUUCAUCGAUCAACUCAGUCAAGGGAAAUCAAAACUUUAUGAUUAAUUCUCAAUAUGACAUGUGGAUGGUUGCACCUGGGUCAAUCACCGACCGACGAAGGCGGCUUCUUGAGGAUAUGGGGUUGAACAACGACAAAGAUUUUACUCGGUUAACCACCAACAAACUCAACAAAGCAUAUACGAAAAGAUUGGUUUCGACAAAACCUGUUAUCACUUCGCUAGACACAAAAAUAGCAGACGAAAAACCAAAUGUUGUUUCAGACGUAAAAAAAUCUUCAACACCUUUAGAAGAAUCUAAACAUGUUGAACAAAAGCAGCAUGAGUCUCUCCCGUCGGCUGAGACUCAACCUCAACCCCCACCUCAGUCUCAAGCUCCGGCUAAACUUCAUUCACAGGCCCACCAUCCCCAGUCUCAACCUGAACCACAACCACCACAACCUCGGCCGGCGCCUCAGGCUCAUGUUCAGACCCAAGUUCAAGCUUCAAAUUUUCCUGUACUGUUAAUCCGUUCUAGAUCCGAUGGUGACAUAGAUACAAGUUCCUUCAACACGAAACAACGGAAAGAGGAACUGAUUGGAUCAAUUUCUAAGCAACGCCUUACAAGAACAUCAUCUGAAUUGGUCACACCAUCUGUCGGAUUACCAUGUCAGUAUGCCAACGUUGUUAGAGUUUUCACACCAGGACGAACAAAAAAGUCUUCGGUUGCUAAAGCCAAGAACAAGGACAACACUAACAAUGCUACCACUAACACACAAUUGGAUUCUUUCUUCUUGAUCAAGAAUCUGGAUACAGGGAAAGAAUUUGUAGUUAAAGAAACCAAUGAGGAGGGCUGGAAUAAGGUGAGUGAUCUUCAAACGGGGAAGCAACUCACAAUGGACGAGUUUGAGAAAACCGUCGGGCAUUCACCUAUGGUGAAGGAAUUAAUGCGGAGAACAAGCCGCAAGAAAAACGGCAACGUCACCGGAAAAUUGGCUUCCACCAAUUCUUUAAUUAGCAAGAGCUUUAGAAAUAGCAAGAAGAAAGGAGCUGCAAUAUUGAAGACCAUAAAAAGUUCGGUGAAAGGAUCGAAGGUAGAGAAAGAAAAGGAUGAUAACGUAGCAACUAAGACAACCACCACCACCACAAAUAACACUUCUUCAUCUUCCUCUAAGACAAGCGGAGAACAAAAAACCAGUGGCCAGCCAAAAACCAGUGGAGAACUAAAACCCAGCGGAGAACAACAGAAAACUAGUGGAGAACUAAAAACCAGCAGAGAACAACAGAAAACCAGUGGAGAGCUGCAGAAAACAAGCGGAGAUCAACAGCAGAAAGCCACCGUAGAACAUGAGAAAACAGGCGGAGGACAGCCGAAACCUAGCGGAGAACAGAAAACCGUGGGAGGACAGAAGAAGUGUACUUGUGUAGAGCAGAAAGCGUCAACUGACAAGAAUUCCAAUUCAGAAUGGGUGAAAGCUAGAGCUCAUGGUAAACCCGUGAAGGAAUUCUCAGCAUUGCAUCUAUGUCAAGAAAUCCAGCUGGCUCAUGAUGGUUCGAUUUGGACGAUGAGAUUCAGUUCUGAUGGUCAAUAUCUAGCCACCGCUGGGGAAGAUACAGUUAUCAAUAUUUGGGAAGUGCAAGAAUGCGAUGUUAUGUCAAUGCGAUUAGAAGACGUCGACAAGGGUUCAAUUACUCCUGAUAACAGGCCACCAUUACCAGAUAGUUCACCCAUGCCCGCAGAUAAGAAAAAGAAAUCCAAGAACAGUAAAAAGAAAGGGGUUCCUGAUUACGCAAAGGUCCCCGAAACUAUGUUUGGGCUAUCAGAUAUACCCAUUUGUACGUUAGAAGGCCACAAAGAUGAUGUCUUGGAUCUAUCUUGGUCAAAAUCUCAGUUGUUGCUUUCAUCUUCCAUGGACAAAACUGUAAGACUUUGGGAUAUGGCAACCAAGAAGUGUCUGAAACAAUUUACCCAUAGCGAUUAUGUAACCUGCAUACACUUCAAUCCAGCUGAUGACAAUUACUUCAUAAGUGGUUCAUUAGAUACAAAGGUUAGAAUGUGGAGCAUACCCAGUCGAAAAGUCGUAGAUUGGAGUGAUGUUCAUGACAUGAUAACUGCUGUAUGCUAUUAUCCUGAUGGGCAGGGCGCCGUUGUUGGAUUACACAAUGGGGAUUGCAAGGCAUAUUGUACUGCUGAUUGCAAACUCGAGCAAAAGGAUCAAAUUGAGUUGCAUACCAAAGCAAAAGCCGACCCAAAGAAGAUAACCGGUUUUCAGUUUUCUCCAUCAAACCAAUCUGAAGUAUUGGUUACAUCUGCGGACUCCCGUAUUAGAAUUCUAGAAGGGUCACAUGUCGUGAAUAAACUCAUAGGUUACAGAAAUACUAGUAGCCAGUUUUUAGCUCAAUAUAGUUCAGAUGGGAAGUACAUAAUUUGUGCUAGUGAAGACUCACAAGUAUUCAUUUGGAAGCAUGAAAAACCAAAAAGUAGUGGUGGUGCUAAAUCCAAAUACGUGACCACUACUUCUUAUGAACACUUCCCAUGUACAGAAGUUACUGUCGUAGUACCAUGGUCUGGAAGCAGCAAACUUCAAAGGUUAGACAAUGAACCACAAUCCACUCGACACUCCAAAAGAUUGGGUCCAGAUCCUCAAAAGUCAGAGGAUAACGUACAAGCUAAGAAAUCAUCACAGUUGCCACCAGUUCCUAAAAACAGUACAGAAAAAGGUACAAAUUCCACUGUAGACAACUCAGAACAACCUUCUCGUAAUGAGUCAAGUAUCGGGGUUAGCGAUUCCGGUGAUACUUCGUCGCGGUUAGACGGUGGUAAUAACAAUACUGCACAGUCUACAGCGUGGGGGUUGGUGAUUGUGACUGCGGGAGUGGGUGGUGAGAUCAAGGUUUAUCAAAAUGUUGGGUUGCCGGUUAAGGUUGGAACAAAUUUGUUUUAAGAACUCAAUAAUUCCAACGUUUUCUACUAUUAGCAUUCGUAAGUUGUAAAUAUGUACAAAGGAUUUAGAGAGAAUGAAAGAGUAAAUCAGGUAGUUAUGUAGAAACUGAGGGCUAAAUAUGAGAUUAUGUGGAAAUGAG
Molecule: messenger RNA, 3403 nt
Organism: Lactuca saligna
Lineage: Eukaryota; Viridiplantae; Streptophyta; Magnoliopsida; Asterales; Asteraceae
Source: the annotation of a GenBank genome assembly